ACUGAAAAACCGAAAGACCGAAAGUUAUCCGGCAGCCCGCCUGGUUUGGUCUGAGCAGUUUGUUGAUGCGGGUUUCCAGUUUACUUGUGUUUUCGAUGGCACAUCAUUUGAACUGGGCUUAAUUGCUACCAACAGAAGCAGUGACACAUGCGCGCUUCGCGCGUUUUGCGUGUGAUAUAUGGUUGCCAUGGUUUCCACGUAAUCUAUAUCGCGGCGAUCGCACCGGUCGUGCCCUCAGCCGUGCUUCGGAUGGUUCAGCUUGAGUAAAACACGUGAAAUGUUCGCGAAAACCAUGCGGUGUAGCAAGCGCUCGCUCUACGUUGAACCACAUAAUUUUAUCGCUGGCAAGAAAGUUGCCGCCGUGGAUCCCGUCGGGGAAAUCAAGGUACUGCAACCAGCGACAGGCAAAGUACUGUGCCACGUAUCCUCCUCCGGACCGAAAGAUGUGGACAAAGCAGUUUCUGCAGCCAAGAAGGCAUUUGAACGGUGGUCAGCACUCUCCCAUGGGGAGCGUGGGAAAUUUCUCACGGCCAUCGCACAAAAAGUCAGAGAAAGGCAACAGGAAAUUGCUGAGGUUGAAAUGAUUGACACAGGGAAACCCAUAUGGGAAGCUCUUGUUGACAUUGACGGCUGCGCCGAUGUGCUCGAGUACUAUGGUGGCAUUGCGGCAUCAAUAAAAGGUCAGCAGUUCGAUCUGCCUGGAGGAAGCUUUGCCAUGGUGCGUCGUGAGCCACUUGGUGUGGUGGCAGCCAUUGGUGCAUGGAACUACCCAUUCCAGGUGAUGUCUUGGAAAAUGGCACCUGCGCUCGUCUGCGGCAACACCUUUGUCUUCAAGCCAUCGCCCCUGACACCCCUGUCCGCCAUCCUGCUGUCCGAGAUUUGCCGCGAUGUCGGUUUGCCUGACAGUGUCGUCAAUCUUGUCCAGGGCGAGGGCAAGACAGGUGAGCUGUUGUGCGAGCACCCGGACGUGGCCAAAGUGAGCUUCACGGGUAGCAUAGCUACUGGACAGGCCAUCAUGCGCCGCUGUGCUGACUCUAUGAAGCGCUGCACCCUCGAGCUCGGGGGCAAGUCCCCACUCAUUGUCUUCGCUGAUGCGUCACCCUCUGAAGCUGUGAAGGCUACAUUGCUGGGCAACUUUCUGACACAAGGAGAGGUAUGCAGCAAUUGCACCCGGGUCUUCGUAGAAAAGCCACUGCUAGAAGAGUUUCUCGAUCACCUGGUGAAGGCCACCAAGGAGCUCAAAAUUGGUGACCCCGCUGACCCAGAGACCACUGUGGGCGCAACCAUCAGCGCUGAGCAUGCGGCACGAGUCCAGUCCUACAUCGAAGGUGCUAAAAAGGAGGGAGCACGUGUGCUGUGCGGCGGAGAGCGGGUGAGUCCUGCCAACCCAGACCUGUCUGGGGGUUUCUACCUCAGCCCCUGUGUACUAGCUGACUGCACUGACAGUAUGAGAGUCAUGCAAGAGGAGGUGUUUGGUGCAGUGGUGAGCGUCUCUGCAUUUGGCACCGAGGAAGAAGCUCUGCGCCGAGCCAAUGGCAGCCCCUUUGGACUGGCUGCUGGAGUCAUGACUAAAGACCUGAGGAGAGCCCACCGAGUAGCAAACAAGCUUCAAGCUGGCAUCGUCUGGAUAAACAACUACAAUGUGUUCCCACCAGAGGUGCCCUUUGGAGGGUACAAGAUGUCAGGAUACGGACGAGAAAAUGGCUUGGCAGCACUGCAAGCCUACUCCCAGGAGAAGACAAUCUAUGUAGAAAUGGGUGACGGUGUGGACUGUCCACUUUACAAGCUCUGAAUGAAAUGCAGCCGUGCCAGGCUCAUGCAGUUAUGCUUUCCUAUUAAACAUUACAGAUGACUUGUGGAGGUUCAGUGCACUGUGCAUGUCCUUGCAUCCUGGUGAUCCAACAUUUUAAAUUGUGGCUCAAUUGACAGAAUCCCAAGCAAUUUAAAUAAAAUGGCUUGGUUUGUUAAUUAAGAUAAUGCACGAUAAGCCAUGCAGGAGUGCCCAACAAGGUUGGAAUUUUGUAUUGUCUGUAAAUAAAGAUGCGUUGAACAGUACUUGUUGAAUUGACAUUUUUCCUUUGUCAAUGCUGUCUCACUCUGUGUAAUUGUGUUCUUCUUUUGUGCUGCUGCUCUAGGUGUGGCAUUCAAUUACUGUGUGGUGCAGUCACUGAAUUUCAUUUGGCAUUGCUAGCAAACAGCACAUCAUAAUUUUCCCAGUGAUUAAUGCAGCAGAAUGGUUCUCGGAGGAAAUUGGAACAGAAAUUUGGUAUAAACGACCAGUGGCGCACCGACGGGGGGGGGAUUCGGGGGUUGUAACCCCCCCCUGAGGCCCACUUAGCCCCCCUUUUUGUUUAAC
Molecule: messenger RNA, 2356 nt
Organism: Dermacentor silvarum
Lineage: Eukaryota; Metazoa; Arthropoda; Arachnida; Ixodida; Ixodidae
Product: 4-trimethylaminobutyraldehyde dehydrogenase A-like
Exons: 8
Coding region: 278-1792 (504 amino acids)
Molecular function (GO): aminobutyraldehyde dehydrogenase (NAD+) activity; 4-trimethylammoniobutyraldehyde dehydrogenase (NAD+) activity
Source: RefSeq, a predicted model, not a curated record